UUCUCCUUCCAAAUUAACAAACACUCCACCAACUACUCCCCUCUCCCCAUCUCCCCAUUUCAAAAACAAAUACACACAUUCAUCAAUCCAAUAAAAGAGCUAGCUAACUAGAGACAAAAGCAAGAUCAUGUAUUCAAAUAUGGAGAUUGCUGCUGCUAUAAUGAACAAGAAACAAUCUUGUGUUGCACCACACUCAAAAUCCUCCACAACAUCCUCCUCAUCCUCUUCACUAGGCAUGCACAAGAGUUCUCAGAUGAUGUCCAAAGGCAGGCCUCCUAAAAUCCGCAUCAUUCACAUCUUUGCACCAGAGAUCAUCAAAACCGACGUGGCCAACUUCAGAGAGCUCGUCCAGAGACUCACUGGUAAGCCUUCCUCCCAACACACCACCGUCGGUGCAGCCAAGAAAAAGAGACAGACAAGGACCAUCAACUGUCCUGCACUGGCGGUGCCUAAGAAACUCGAGAUACGGACAGGGUUCAGGCCGGCUGAGCUGAGGGAGAGGAUCAAAGGGGAGGAGGAAAUAUGGGGAGGGGCUAACUCAGGUGGUGGAUUCCUAGGAGGUUUCGCCGAUUUGGAUGGCUUUAUGCAAGAACUCAAUGCUUUUCCAAUUCUUCCUCUAGAUGCUUCUCCCAUGGAUGCCUUUGCAGAUCAUCAAUCUCAGCUUGCCUAAUCAAACACUAAGACUAGAUGAUCCAAUCUCUUCAUCUCAUCUAAUUGCUGCUACUGCUAGAGCUAUGAUUCAUUUAUUAUUUAUUUAAUCUUUUAAUUGCUUAAUUUCAUGAUCAUGCAUGACUGAUCAUUGUAGGACAUUUGUAACUUAAGUAUCUUCUUAAUUAAUAGUAUCUUCAUUCCAGAUUC
Molecule: messenger RNA, 858 nt
Organism: Daucus carota subsp. sativus
Lineage: Eukaryota; Viridiplantae; Streptophyta; Magnoliopsida; Apiales; Apiaceae
Product: VQ motif-containing protein 25
Exons: 1
Coding region: 128-670 (180 amino acids)
Cellular component (GO): nucleus
Source: RefSeq, a predicted model, not a curated record